UGUGAUCUUCUUUGUUUUUGCCUGCAGGUUCCGCGGUGUGCAUCCUCGAAACACAUUCCACUGCCGUCUCGAACAAGAUCCGCGGUCUGGCACGCAUGGUUCAGGUGUCGUCCAAUAUGACCCUGGUGGAUCUGACGAUCAAUGGCCUCGCCCCGGGCAAGUACGUGGCGACCGUGCGCGAGGCGGGCGAUAUCUCGCAAGGUGCGGCGUCGACGGGAGGCAUCUGGGAGGCCGUCAAGGCCAAGGUAUUGGGCUCGACAGAGCCCACCAAGGAACCACGUGGGGUCUUUGGGUCAGUGGAGGUUGACGAAAAGGGACGAGGCAAUGUCUUUUUGGAUCGACCGGUCGCGAUCUGGGAGAUGAUUGGCCGCAGUAUGGUGGUGUCAAAGAAUGCUGAGGGCCCCUUUGAUCGGGAAGACUCGAACACAUUGGUUGGGGUCAUCGCUCGUAGCGCGGGGGUGUGGGAUAACGACAAGAUGGUCUGUUCCUGCUCCGGUAAGAACGUUUGGCAGGAGCGGCAGGAGCAGGUCUCCCAGGGAAUGGUAUAGAGGGAUCUGAUAAUGGCGGGUUUGGCAGGAAAUCUGGUGUGAUUUGACUACAUCAGAGGGCAUAAAGCCGUUCUAUGUAUAGCACAGAGAAGGAGGGGGGUGGGGUCACCGUGAAAUUGCUUGUGCAUGGGCAAUUCGAUCGACAAGUGUUACUACUACUCCUAUCAGAGAU
Messenger RNA from Aspergillus fijiensis CBS 313.89, 720 nucleotides. RefSeq names its product copper chaperone CCS1. Gene Ontology annotation, cellular component: cytoplasm. Gene Ontology annotation, molecular function: superoxide dismutase copper chaperone activity; copper ion binding. NCBI's taxonomy places the organism in Eukaryota, Fungi, Ascomycota, Eurotiomycetes, Eurotiales, Aspergillaceae. Gene Ontology annotation, biological process: removal of superoxide radicals. Bases 117 to 548 code for a protein of 143 amino acids. The transcript has a single exon. The record is from RefSeq and is a predicted model, not a curated record.